UUUAUGAACAGCAUACAUACAGCAUGUAUUUCCGGAUUAAUGAUGAGUGAGUAAAAUAUUGUGGUAAAUGGGUCCGUUGUUAUGAAAGAUAUACUUAUGAUGGCUUCAAUUAAUAGUAAAACUCGACCUCUUGUAGAGCAACCGUCAGCUCAAUUGAAGUGCCCAUUUUGUCGUAAACUUCUUUUCAAUCCUGUAAUUAGCACAGAUUGUGGACACACCUUUUGCCAAGCGUGUUCUACUACUGCUGCAAAGACGGAUGGAGCAAGAGCCAGCGCGGUUGUCUGCCCGGUUGACGGAAAGCCGAUACAUCCCGGUAACCUUGUCGUUAACCGGGCCAUUGCUUCUCAAAUAGAUGAUCUUGUAGUAUACUGCCCUCGUGGUAUUAAACGCCUCACAUCACAUGACUAUGUACCAGAAGAGGGAGGGUGCCCAGUACAACUGACAAUAGCCAACAUUGACGAACACGAGCUGCAGUGCGAAUAUGUAAAGCUAGGCUGUCCAAAUAAUGAACCGGUGUGUGGAACCUUUAGGAGGAAUGAACUGGAUGAACACUUGAGGAUAUGCCCUUAUGUGCCAUGCAGAUAUGCAGCAAAUGGCUGUAGUUUUUUGGGACCAAGUGCCAAUCUAGAGAAACAUGAAACAGUUUGUGAUUUUGUGGAAGCACAAGAGAGUGGUAAUUGGAAGAACACAGUAAAAGAAUUGAAAGAUGAAAAUAUGGGAUUGAAGAAAACAGUUCAUGAAUUGAGUGAACGUGUAUCGAUGUUAGAAGACGAAAGGAAAGCAAUGGCAGCUUUGUUACAAAAGUGUUCUCAGUCCAUCCAGAGCUUAGAAGAACAGCAACAGAAAAUGCAGAAAGUAGACCUUGUGCGUAGAGCGAGAAACAACUCCACUUCCUCUAUAUCAAGUAUUGGCUCUUCUCAUAAGAGGCGUUCUUCUGCGAGUCCAGAACACCCAUCAUCAGUUGCCAGAGAACAGUGGUUCCUGCCCUUUGAAUUCAAAUGUAUAGGAACAUUGAGGGGACACACUGGUGGUGUUCAUUGCCUAACUGUGAAAGGCAGGACCUUGUACAGUAGUGGGGCAGACAAUGUUAUCAAAGUAUGGAACAUAGAACACUUAAGUAAAGGAUGUGUAAGGACACUUAAGGGACACAAAGGAAAGGUGACAGUAUUAAUAGAUGGAGGCGACUGUCUCUUUAGUGCAAGUGAAGACAAGAGCAUCAGAAAAUGGUCUUAUGAUGACCAUGCUAUGGUAGAAAUAUUAGCUAGAAAGGAGGCCCAUCCAGAAGAAAUUACAGCUUUAGCCAUAACAGCCAAAUACGUGUUCUCUUCUUCCUAUGCAGAAAUUAAGGUUUGGAGCCAUGAAACAUUGGAGGCUGUUGAAACACUGUCUGGUCUUCAUCAUCGUGUCAGAGCAUUGACAUUAGAUGGUACAAAGGAAAUGCUUUACAGUGGGUCUCAUAAUGCCAUCCAUAUAUGGGAUUCCACUGGAAACUUUGCCUUAAAGAGGAAAUUAGAACAUAGCUAUGGCUCUGUCUAUUCAAUGGCAUUAACGGAUCUCUACAUCAUUAUUGGUAAGUGCAGCUCAUUGCUAUUUUCUGGUACUUAUAACCGAAAUAUGCACAUUUUUGACUUAGUGUCCCACCAACAUGUGAAGUCACUGCGGGGACAUGUGGGCAUUGUCACUGACCUAAGCCUGUCCCCGGCCAACCAAUUUCUGCUAUCUGGUUCAUUUGACUGUACAGUUCAGAUUUGGAAUCUUGAAAACUUUCUGCCGCUACAAACAUUAAGCCGGCAUGAAGGUGGGGUCAAUGCUCUAGCUUUGAACAAUGGUUUGCUCUUUACUGGAUCUGAUGACAAAGAAAUCAAAAUUUUCAAAUACUUCAAAUUGAUGACACACUCUGGCUAUGGAAAUCAUAUCAAAUUAUAAGAGGGCUGCAAACAGUAUUAUUGUUAAUUACAGUGUAACAGGUAUAGUGCAAGUAGAAAGAAAAGAGUCAAGAUGAAGCUGUUAUUUUUGCCUGGGAAACCAAAGAAAACAGAGAAUUAUGGCAAUGAAAAUGACAAUUAUAAUGAAAGUGUGGAUUCCUUAUUGGAAGAAGUGUGUGCAGUGUCACUAUUGGCAGGUUAAAGGUCUGUCCACACUAUUAAAUAUUCUGUGAGAAAUGCGAUUUGGCCAUAUGGGAAAUAUGAUGUCAUAUCACACCCAUGUGGCUGGUGUUUGUCACAUAUUUCUGGUAGAGUGAAAAGCUUAAGAUGAGAUAUUGAAAGAGUAAAAUUUCAUCCCUGCAUUGACUUUACAUUUGUAAUCAAUUUUUUAAUUGACAACGCUGAUCUUUAGGGCUUUCAAAAAAAAUAGUUAAGAAAAUGGCCUAAAAAAAGUUCCUAAUAUUAAUGAAUAAUGUUACAAAAUGCACUUUUCUACUUGGUUUCAAGAUGGAGGUAUUAUUAUGGUUACAAUAACACAGUGGUUGUUUUCCAUAUCAAGUUUUCUGUAUUACAAUUAAACAAUUGCCUGUGAUGUGCCUACGGUAUAUAAAGACGUGAUAUCAUCACAUUGAUUUGUGGCAGAUCAAAAGUUUUUGUCAUAUGAAACUUGAGAGUGAGACUAACAAGAGACGAUGGUAGAGAAGAAAGUUUGUCCCUCCAAUAAGAGAGCAGCUGACUUCAGUCGACUUAACUGGUGGUAGCCACUGUGUAUGCCUUAAAGCGUGGAUAUAUCUUAGUCCCCGUAUCAAUUCCCAUCUCUGCUCUGCUUGUAUUUCUGCUAAAGAGCUGAAAUGCGAGUUACGAUAGCACAUUAUCUUUCAGAUGAGACAUUUUGCAUGCGUUAUGGCCCAUGUGCAUAUUAACAAGUGCAGUAUACUCUUCGGGAAAGAGUAGGGAUUGUUUCCUGGUGUACUGCCCAAUUCACAAUCAGAAUAAUCCUACUGGAAACCUCAUCCUCACGCUAAAAAUACUCCUAUAUAUCAUGUACUUUGUGUUAAUUUUUUUAAUUAUUGAGUAGGCUUUCAUCUAGCAUGCAAGGCUUUCACAAAAUGACUUUAAAAAAGUGUCAAAAAUUAUAUCAAAUAAUAAAAUAUUAAAACAGCACAAA
Anneissia japonica is the source of this 3093-nucleotide messenger RNA. RefSeq names its product E3 ubiquitin-protein ligase TRAF7-like. The coding region runs from base 82 to 1926 and encodes 614 amino acids. Gene Ontology annotation, cellular component: nucleolus. Gene Ontology annotation, molecular function: zinc ion binding; protein binding. Gene Ontology annotation, biological process: ribosomal large subunit assembly; Notch signaling pathway. The record is from RefSeq and is a predicted model, not a curated record. Lineage: Eukaryota; Metazoa; Echinodermata; Crinoidea; Comatulida; Comatulidae. The transcript has 14 exons.